Molecule: messenger RNA, 417 nt
Organism: Amoebophrya sp. A25
Lineage: Eukaryota; Dinophyceae; Syndiniales; Amoebophryaceae
Source: the annotation of a GenBank genome assembly
CGGCACAAUAGUUGGCGUCGUCCCGGGCAGCGGCCCAGCAACUUCGAGCAAAAGUCGCAAUUUCAGCGGCAAUAGCUUGAAAGCGCGCUCGGCAUCUGGACCAGCACAUUCGUCGUCCGCCGUUGGCGCAGCAAGCUUUGCUCUCGCCGUAGUCGGUCAAGCAACAACAGAAGGAAGUUUGCAAGCAGGCACGACUAUCACGACGCAGCAGAGGGGUGGGCUUGAUGGUACUAGAAGUGGCAUGCCCAUACCAGCAGCGACGUUGGCCACAAACCAUCCCUUGCGAGUCCACAGUGGCCCACUCGUGACAGGUAAAAACCGACUCCACCUGAACGGCGGGGGACGCGGGCCCCGCAAAGCCGCCUUGAGCGCAAGUCUGAACAACGCUACGAGCGAGCAAGAACAGCACGAAGCCGC